Spathaspora passalidarum NRRL Y-27907 is the source of this 973-nucleotide messenger RNA. RefSeq lists its product as uncharacterized. Gene Ontology annotation, biological process: proteolysis. The transcript has a single exon. The record is from RefSeq and is a predicted model, not a curated record. The coding region runs from base 676 to 861 and encodes 61 amino acids. Gene Ontology annotation, molecular function: serine-type endopeptidase activity. Lineage: Eukaryota; Fungi; Ascomycota; Pichiomycetes; Serinales; Debaryomycetaceae.
AGUCGCUAUAAUUACCGUUUGAGUGAAGAUGUGACCAUUAAGAAUAUACUUGUCCAGAUCUAGACCCCUCGUCAACACAACCUAGAGGUGACUGGUUUUGUAUUAAUAUGGAAUGCAUGAUCUCCAAUAUGAAAAGUACAGAAUGUUCACGAUAUUUGUUUACGAGGAACCAACGCCAUAAGUAUAAAUGGAAACAAUUUCGGUAGCUGUAAGAGGUAAUUUUACAUUAGUACUAAGUACACCUUUGAAAUGAUAUUAAAACUAAACUUGUGGUUUUUACUUUUGAAAUAUUGUUUAGGGGAACCACUCUUGGUUGCACUAGAUUCCGAUCAGACAUUGGAAUCAUUUUACGCUUAUGAUGUCAAAUUCCCUCCAACUGAAAGGGUUAGGGAUCUAAUUACCAAUACCUAUUCAUUUGGAGACUUUAACGCUUUUGCUGGAGAUUUUCCGCCGGAAAUUGUAAAGAGAUUAGAGAAAAGUGAGUUAGUAGCUGAGAUUUCUCACAAUGGUAAAUUAAAUCAAGCCGACAUCAAAACCUAAGACAAAGCACCAAGGCAUUUUGCAAGAGUUAGUAGAAAAGAUCCGAUAAUUGAUAGAAGAGGAAAAUACCCUUGCAUAUAUGACACUUCAUUCCUGGGACAAAAUGUGGAUGUAUAAGUCCUUGAUUCUGGUAUUAUGGUCGACCAUCCUGAAUUUUCGGGUAGAGCUCGUAAGCUUAAAGAUUUUAGAGAAGAUAGUAUGGAAGAUUAUGGAACUAAAGUUGAUGGUAUUAUUGGUUCAAUAAAAUAUGAUAUUUCAAAAUCUUGUAAUCUACUUAGUGUUAAGAUUUUGGACAAGUAUGGCGAAAGGGGAUACAAGUGAUUUAAUUGCUGCACUAGAAUUUGUUAUUAAAUUUCAUCAGAAAAGCAGCAAGUUAGGAGUAGUAAAUAUAUUCAUAGCUAGCUCUUUCGGUAGUUUCAUAAAUCAUGCUGUU